Portunus trituberculatus (swimming crab) is the source of this 1674-nucleotide messenger RNA. RefSeq names its product glutamate receptor ionotropic, kainate 5-like. Gene Ontology annotation, molecular function: signaling receptor activity; ligand-gated monoatomic ion channel activity. Gene Ontology annotation, biological process: monoatomic ion transport. Gene Ontology annotation, cellular component: membrane. Lineage: Eukaryota; Metazoa; Arthropoda; Malacostraca; Decapoda; Portunidae. The record is from RefSeq and is a predicted model, not a curated record.
CGCUGUGGGAGGGCGUCGCCUGGAAUACUCGGGUUACGUAAACAAUAUCGUGAGGUAUCUCGCACAGGCAAUGAACUUUACGUAAGUUUGCUAUGAUUUGUUCCUGUGACAUGCAAUGAGUGAAGCAUAGCGCUUGUUCAUACGAUACUUUGGUGAGAAGAAAUGAGGUUAUUGCAGAGAGAAUUGCUCAGGACCAGGUACGUGCUGUCCCCCGAAAGAACCUUCGGCACCAAGCUGCCUGACGGCUCCUGGACCGGCAUGGUCGGCAUGGUGGUGCGGGAGAUAUGCAAUGACAUUGUCUAUAAUGAUCCAUUUUACCAGGAAGCCGACUUCGCCACAGGCCCUUUUAUCACAACUCUGGUCAGAAAGCAAGCAGCAGAUCUCUCAACAACGUUUUAUCACGGCAACGUAAGAAUCGUGAGCGGUCUGGCCGGCCUAAGAGUAGACCUGUGGGGCUUCCUGCUGCCUCUCACGCCCCACGUGUGGACAGCCACCCUGGCGGCGCUUCUCGGGGUGCUUGGUGCUUUACAAGUCUUUUCCUCCUGCAUGCCAAAUAGGGCGUAUAAGACGCUAUGCCAAGACAGCUGGUCCUCCAACACCUUCAGCUCCGUGCGUGUCCUCCUGCAGCAAGGUGAGGCCCCAGACACCGUGUUGGGCCUUCCUGCCGGGCUGCCUUGUGUCUUGAAUGUUUCCGUGCUCUCAGGGAGCAGCAGUCGUGUCCUAAUGAAGACUAACUCACCUCAUCCAAUCACUCCAACACAGACGUGGUGUGGCCCGCGCAGGGGUUGGAGUCUGGUGCUGGGGCUGUGGAUGGUGACUGUACUGGUGUUAGCAAAGAGUUACGCCGGCAACCUCAUGUCCCUGCUGGCCGUGAGAUACGUGCCGCAGCCCUUCCAGACUCUGAGGAACGUCCUGGACCACCCCAGCGUCGCCAUGAUAUGGCAAAAAUUUUCCAGCUACGAACAGUUUAUCAGGGACGUGAAGCAUGGCCAGUUUCGUGAGGUGGCGGAGCUGGAGGACAAGGGCCGCCUGUUGUUCCACACCCAGCAGGAGAUGAGGGAAGGUUUGGACACCCUCGUGAGGAGAGGGCGCCACGUGCUCAUUGACGUGGACAUCAACUUGAAAAGUCGCCAGUGUGACUUUUACAUAUCAAGGGACGGGUUUCUGCCUUUGUCAUCUGCCAUGAUGACCCAAAAGACCAAUCCUCUCGUUCACGGAUUCAACAAAAGAUUUCAUACAGCAAAAGAUCAAGGCUUAAUAACGUACUGGAUGGAGAACGUGCCAAAUUUCACCCAAUGUGAAAACAUUCCCAAGAAAAUGGUAGUCAACUCAAACAUCUUUCUUCACAACAUCUGGGGAAUGUUUGCAGUGCUGGCUGGGGGUCUGGCUGCCGGGGUGCUGGUCCUGUGUACCGAGGUGCUGUUGUGUUUUCUGAAUAUUAUGGCUGUUGUCAAGCUGAGGGUUGAUCACUUCACCACAUGGGCCUCGUGCACUCUGUCCACGAGGGCCGACUAUUCCUCCAUGGAGAGGGAGCUUCGGGACAGCCGCCAGCUAGAGACGGACAGGCUGCGGCAGGAGAGAGGUGGAGAGAGUACUUUCAGGACGGCACAGACACCCGCUCACCAGGGGUCAGACAAGCCAAGAAAGCGGCAGCAGCGACAGCAGACUUGCUGA